UAUGUAGCAGCUGCAGGCAUGUGAGGGAGCCAUGUUCUACUGGAGGAUGUUGGAAAAGCAAGUCUCCACUUAUGCUGACUGCCAAAAGGUUAGAUGGCCUGAGCAAAAACCACCUUCUUCCUCUGGAGUAUCCAAAGUUUCCUUCCCCUGGUCACGGAAGCGGUAGGAAGCUUAUUGUGUGCACAUAUGCAUAUUUUUGCGGACUUUUUUGCUAGUCUUUUUUGUCACCAGCAUGUAGGGGUUGAGAAGCAAUGGGAAAAUUGGCUAUGGAUUCUGAAUCAAAGAACAGUUUCAUAGGAAGCUUUCUUCACCCACCAGAUAAGAUGCUUCCUGCAGCCCUUGCUUAUACAGAAUCAAAGAAGUUGGCAGCUGUUAGUGGUGACAGGCCUUCUAUCCCCAAUAACCACGCUGUGGUGGCAGCCCUGAAAACUCUUCAAGAAAAGAUCCACCGUCUAGAGUUGGAGAAGUCACAGGCUGAAGAUAAUCUGUGCAGCCUCUCCAUAGCAGCUGCUCAGUAUAAGAAGGCCUUAGAGCGUGAAUCCAACAAAAAGGACAUAGCACAUCAAGAACUGAUGCAACAGAGGAAAGAUGUAAGUGUGCAGUUAAAUGCAGCACAAUCUCGCUGCUCCCUGCUGGAGAAACAGCUGGAUUACAUGAAAAAAAUGGCUUCCAGUGCGGAACUGGAAAAGAAAAUGGUUUCAGAACAACAGGCCCAGCUUCAGGAAGAGGAAGAUCAGAACCGGUUAGAACUGCAUGAGAAACUUGAAAAACUUGAAAUGCUAGAAAAAGAAUGUCUUAAACUUACUGCUACUCAGAGAAUUGCAGAAGACAAGAUCAAACGCUUAGAGGAAAAGCUUCGUACACAAGAGCAUCAGCGUAAACUAAUGCAAGACAAAACUGCUCAGCUUCAAACAGGACUGGAGAUAAACAGGAUUUUGAUGUCUUCUGUAACAUCUCAAAGUGAACCUAAAAAGGAAAAUGGGAAGAAGAAACAAACUAAGAAGAGAACUCCUACAGUGAAGAAAAUGCACCUUUCACAAUUACAUAUAAAGGCUGGUGAGCUACCUUUUGUGGCUGGGAAGUCUGUCAGUUCCAGCCAUUCUGUUGGUGCAAACGUACAAAGCAUGUUGCAUACUAUGAAGCAUUUCAAUCCACGUAUCUCAUCACGAAGCCAAGGAGGAGCUACGUCUGGGAUUUCAGGACACAGCGCACUUUCAAAAUCUGUAUCCUCUUGUUCCACAUCACCUACUGCCACCAGAAGUCUUUCAGAGCUUGUGUUGGCCAUGCAAGAUGAGCUGGGCCAAAUGAGCUUUGAACAUCAAGAACUUCUGAAGCAAGUACGGGAGGCUCAAGACUCCAGAGUUCGUGAAGACCUAGAAUGGGAGCUGGAUUGCCUCGUAAAACAAAUGGAGAAUAAAGAAGAACAAAUAUCCAAGCUGAAAGAGCAUCAGGCUACUGUGCAGAAAUUAAAGAAAAAAAAUCAGAAAUUGAAGCAAGGGGCAGCUCAUGUCAAACUAAAGUGUGAUGGCCAAAACGAAGCAAAGGAGAUUGCAGUCACUUUAAGGGAAAGUAUGUCUAAAUCUUGUCCCGGGCACAAACGCAGAAGCUCUCUUCAGCUGCUAAAAAAUGUGCAGAAGCUUCAGUCGGCACUGAAAAAAGAUGAUAUUGUGUGGGAACAAUAAUUACUGUGUUAAGAAAUUUUUGAAGUUGUCUUAUAGCUAGUAAAUUUUAAAUUUCACAAAAUACUAAACUGCCUACUCCCUAGUAGGUCAGUUUGUUCACCUCAGAAUCAACUUUCAUGUAGGGUAGCUAUAAUUCAACUGCACUGACUUGUAACGAAGUGUUUUAAUGGAUUAAUAAAAUGCUUACUUGUUAACUUGUCAAAUAAAAUUUUAUACAUUUUAUACACUUAAAA
This is a messenger RNA of Columba livia (rock pigeon), 1915 nucleotides long. RefSeq names its product centrosomal protein 57 like 1 (gene CEP57L1). Bases 252 to 1682 code for a protein of 476 amino acids. Gene Ontology annotation, cellular component: centrosome. NCBI's taxonomy places the organism in Eukaryota, Metazoa, Chordata, Aves, Columbiformes, Columbidae. Gene Ontology annotation, molecular function: gamma-tubulin binding; microtubule binding; identical protein binding. The transcript has 11 exons. The record is from RefSeq and is a predicted model, not a curated record.